GAUUGGCCGCUCUGUGAGGAAGUGAUGCCUGUUGUCAUGUGAUGUGAUGAGCAGUGUGGAGGAUGGAGGGUUUGGGGCUCCUUUCCAAGCUGCAAAUAGACCAAUGUCCGCAGUUUCUUCACAAAGUUAUUGAUGGAAUUUGUGGCCAGGCGUAUCCUCGAUUUCAGGAUUAUGGAAGUGUCUGGAACCUGAGAGAAUGGCUGCAAGUUUUAGAAGAUACAGAAGCAUUUAUGAAAGCCCUUGUUGGUAAAGAUGAACCCCAAGAGAAGUUGGAUAAUCAACUUAAUGGGUUUACUGCAGAGUAUCAAGAGGCAAUUUUAAAGUGUAUGAAGAGCAGAAAAUUUGAAUUAAAAGAUGCCCUCCUGCAGAAAGUGUGCGCUAUGUCCUCAGCAUACCUACAAGACUUUGAUUGGCAGCUCAAGCUGGCACCUAAAUCAGAUCAGCUAUGUGCACUGCAAGUCCCUGUUCUUUCUGCCUUACACCCCUGA
This is a messenger RNA of Nanorana parkeri, 488 nucleotides long. It is a transcript of the gene COMMD8, whose product is annotated as COMM domain containing 8. The record is from RefSeq and is a predicted model, not a curated record. NCBI's taxonomy places the organism in Eukaryota, Metazoa, Chordata, Amphibia, Anura, Dicroglossidae. The coding region runs from base 63 to 488 and encodes 141 amino acids. The transcript is spliced from 5 exons.